Nasonia vitripennis (jewel wasp) is the source of this 1634-nucleotide messenger RNA. RefSeq lists its product as uncharacterized. NCBI's taxonomy places the organism in Eukaryota, Metazoa, Arthropoda, Insecta, Hymenoptera, Pteromalidae. The record is from RefSeq and is a predicted model, not a curated record. The transcript is spliced from 9 exons. The coding region runs from base 185 to 1288 and encodes 367 amino acids.
CAACUUGCAUUGGUGACAGAAUUUACUUAAAGUGUAGCAGUAUUUUUUGUGUCGGUGCUAUUUUUAAGCCAAUGAAUAACAAAGUGCCGGUCUCUUGACUUCAAUAAAGUCGUUGUGAGUCUUUGGCUUUCCAAGCAAAUUAGAUGCGUAGGAGGAAUACGUGACUUUUUAUUGUAUACAACCGAUGGCUGCUAACUCACCCGUAAACAUCAUACAAAAGUUACACGAUGGCAAAUUUUACAGCGAUGAAAUGUUUCAUAAAAUAAGUGCAAAAUACAUUCGAAUAAAUCGCAACGAAUUGCAAUUAAGCAAUCAAAUUUUGCGAAACGUUGUUUUAACUAUGUUACUGAAACACAUGAAAAAAGAAGAUAAAUUUUUCAACGAUCUGUUUGGAGACGUAAAUUACGCAGGAAGCGUAUCUAAAAACUUGAAAGUUUACAAACCUGACGAGUAUGAUUUGAACUUGGUUAUCCGUUUGCCCAUCAACUAUAAGUUUUUAACGAUCGAACCUGAUGACAUCCACUGUGGAUAUGUAAAAAUCAGAGCAAAAGUAGCAGACAAUGGCAUUGACGCAGGUAUUUUUUCUCGCAUAAUAAGCGGUAAUUACUUGGAUCAAAAUAAGUUUCGCGAAUGGAUGCAUAGCGUCGUUAGAAAAGCCUUAAAUUCGAUCCAUUCCGAAAGUAAUUCGUCAGUAGAUAAUAACUCGAAUUUGUACAUAUUCAGAAGUCGCAAAAGAACUUACGAGGUGACGUGCAGACAAAGCAAUCCUGCUUUUACAUUACAAGUCAUUUACAAAGCUGCCAACUACAACGUCGACUUCGAUCUCGUACCUUGCUUGCAAUUCAAGAAUAAAGCCGUGGAAGGUUUUAGGCAACCGAAAGGGAACCAAUGGAUAGCUAUAGCAAAACCUUUAAGAGUAUACGAGGGAAAUCUUUUAUGGAGAGCAGGAUUUUACCAAACUGAAAAGCGACUGCUUAAGGGUUCGAUAGUGGGUCAAAUAAAACCCAUCAUUAAAAUGUUUAAAAAAUUUCGGGACGACCAAGGCUGGGAUAAUAUAAAAAGCUACUACAUCGAGACCCUGUUUUAUAACGAAUUGACCGAUAAGGACUUUAAACGGGAUUUUUGCUAUUUUUCAUGCACAAGCGUUUUCGUAUACAUGCUGCAGAGACUUGAAAAACAUCUAAAAGCUAAAGUAUUGCGAAAUUAUUGGCACAAAGAACACAGCUUGUUCGAUUCAGUGAAUCCGCAGUAUUUGGAGGACUUGGCUAGACAGCUGGAGAAAAUUUGAUCUAUGAUUGAAUUGAAUAAGAAAGAUAUAGGUGGACUUGUUAAGAAAGACUACUUCAGAAAGGUUUGUCUAUUGUAUCAACUAUAUAUUUUCCACCGAGAUGAUUACGAUAUCUUGAUUAAUUAUUAUACUCAAUAUAGAUGUUACAACUCUAAAACGAUGAAAUCAUAAGCGUCGUAUCAUAUGGAAUGAUUGUGUGCGCGUAAGUGAGCAUGGAGCUGAAUGGAACGAAUUUUAUUUCAUCUUUUUUUAUUACAUAUCAGUAUAUUUCGACAAUCCAUCAGUAAAUACGUUAAUCUCUACAUUGUAAUUUUUAUACGCAUUUUUAUUAAAUUUUUACAAAACA